Kickxella alabastrina is the source of this 2711-nucleotide messenger RNA. RefSeq names its product armadillo-type protein. Bases 98 to 2557 code for a protein of 819 amino acids. Lineage: Eukaryota; Fungi; Kickxellomycota; Kickxellomycetes; Kickxellales; Kickxellaceae. The record is from RefSeq and is a predicted model, not a curated record. The transcript has a single exon.
UCCAUUCAUUUCCUUAUUCUUUUCUCUUUCUUUUUGGUUUUGGUUUUGGUUUUGGUUUUUCUUGUUUACAUUUAAAUUCUAUUUUCUUAUUCUGGUCAUGUCAAACACGUCAAUUUCGCCCACAGUCAUGCUCGGCGUGCUGCGGCAGCUGCCCCAUAUGUCAGGGAAAAUCGUCGAUGACACGCGGCACGAAAAAGUGCUCUCCUACAUGCAGCUCUUUCUUUCCACCUCACCGAAUGCAGCUGCGCACCUUCUCAGCUGGGACUUUCUCACGACUCUCGGCCAAUGCCUAAACAGCGCCUCGGACCCGCGCAUAUCCUCUGUGUCCAUCCGCUUUCUCGCCGACGCGCUCGCCCUGUGCCCACAGGACCUCUGGUCCUCCGUGCAGGGGCAUCCUGUGGUGGUUCCGUGGGUGGUGGACAAUCUCGAUAGCCAGCAUGCGCUGGUGCGGCUGAGCUGCCUGUACUUUAUGCGCAAAACCGUACCUGCGUUGUGGAGGAUGAGGGGUCAGCAGGAGCGAGAGUGUGCGCGGAAGCUGAUGGAGAGCGCUGAUCUGGGCCGCUUGUUGGUGCGCAGACUCUUGGACACAAGUUUCUUUGUUGUCGCCGAAGCCUGCCAGCUGCUCUGCGCUGUCAGCUGGCGCGACCCAGGGGAACAGAGUGCGGGCGGAGUGCAGGGGGAGUGGGUAGCUGUGGUCGAGCGGAUGCUGCGCAAGCAGUACGCCUUGCAGCGGGCCGCACAUAAAACCGCCGUUCUAUCUGCGCUGACCGCUCUGUACGCACAUACGCGGCCGGAAGUGCGGCUACGCGCGCUGGAAGUGGCAGGGCUUGUGGCACUGAGGCCGUAUUUGUUUGACCCCGAUCGGCUUGUGCGCGACCGCGCCCUGGACGUGUUUGAGGCGGCUGUGCGCGAGCUGCCUCACGACGGUGGCAGCAGUGUUGAGCAGAGUAUGCGGGUGCUGGAGGAAGGCACACUUGCAGAGGGAGGUAGUGGUGUUGCGCUGCUUGUGCGGCUGCGUGCGCUAGCUGCGCUUGUGCGUGCUGUCCCCCUGAAUCCACAAUUGCGCGAGCGGGAAUCCGAAGCAUGCUUGCAUGUUUCCCAAUGGGCGCUCUCGCUCCUCUGCCAAUUGCACGUUCCGGCAUCGAGCUUGCCUGCAUGCGACAGCAGCAGCAGUGAGAUUCCGGAUGAUGCAGCCGCCGGGUAUUUGCAAGCCCUGGGCGCCGAGGCACUGCGCAAGGGCAGUCGUUCUGUGUCCUGCGAUUUAGCGCGCAUCGUGCGCGAGCACAGCCGGUACUCUGCAGACACGGCGAUUCUGGCACAGCUUGAGUCGCUGCUUUCGCUGCCGACAGUCAACAAAUGGCCGCAGCUGCUGCAUCUGACGCUCGAGUGCCUCGUCUGCUCCUUGCGCCACGCAGCCACCCAAGAGAACAUCCACUGGGCGGAUGCCCAGCACCUGGAUACUCUGCCGCGGCUGAUUUCCACAUUUGCCAUUCGCGCGCCCGGCCUCCAAAUGCUGCUCGCCCUGGCCACUCAGGUGCUCCUUUUAGGCGAGCCCUCUGUGGACUUUUCCCGGCUGCUUGUUCGCGCUUUGGGCGCGAGAAUGGCGGAUGUCGAGUGGGAGCCGCGCGACACUGUGCUGGAGUUUCUCGCUGGGAUUACCCGCCAGAUGCAAUGGUCUAGGUGCGCCCCUGUUUGGGCUGCGCUGCUGGAGGAUGUCGUGGGUGCAAUGGGGGAUGCUGAGGAGUAUGUGCGCGCGGCGGCGGCCCAUGCACUGGUUGCUGCGUUGGAACACGCGGAUCAGAAGACAAGACGCAUGAUCGUGAGGCAUCCUGGAAUGGCUGCCGAGGCGUUAGCAUCUUUGUUGGAUGACUCUGAAGCAUUUGUCAAGCGCGCCGGCCUGGAUCUUGUCACUGCGCUGGGAAAGACCGCUGCAUCUGCUGCUGCUGAUUCUGAUUCGGACUCUGAUUCUGAUCCUGAUCGUGGUGAGAUCGAGGGUAAUGCGUCGUGGCUGUGCUGCUUGACCCAUCGCAAACUCUACUUGCUCUCAGAUCAUCCUGAUUUUGAAGUGCGCUUGCGGUGUGCGAGCCUUUUAGCAUUGUUGUUGUUGAUUGUGCCACAGUAUGGGUGUAAUAUGGCCGCCCUGGUUGAUGAUGAACUGCAGUGUGGUUCGCUGUUGCUGGAUUUGUGUCGUGAUCCGUCAAGAUAUGUCAGGAGAGUAUGUCUGGACAGCUUGAAAGAAAUGCUACAGCAGCAAAGGAAUGCGGACAUUUCUGGUGGUUUUCCGUACAUAGGGAAAGAGGACAAGAAGGAGAAUGGCGAUGCUGGUGGUGACGGCGAGAGGAAAAAGAGGGCCGGUGGGGGUAAGACCAAAGAGGACGGAAGGAGCGAGAAGAGCGGGUUUUGGAAGAAACUGGCGGAUAUUGACUUUGCUAGGCUGGAGGAAGGACUUUCGGCAGAGCAUUUGUAUCAGGAGGCCCUGGAUACACAGGUCGAAAAGGAGCUGAUGCGGGAGGAAGGUGAUGUUAACCAUGGGAAUAAUAUUUUAGACUGCUAUUAAAAAUAUUGUACGUUUUAAUAUCCUGUUUAUCUUGGUUUGUGCACAGCCUCCAAUUCCGUUAAUAUGCAGGUACUUGACCUAAUGAAUUUCUACUUCAAAUAAUAAAAGUAGUUGGGCAAUCCUUAAUCGAAUAUUUUUGUUGUAAUAAUACCAA